AUGGACCUACCCGCAGAGUUGCGCCUCAUGGUCUACAAGCGCCUACCCCGUCAGAUCAAGCACACUGAGAUUCGCUAUGUGACUGGAUAUUACGCCAGCACGAACGAGAAGAUCGGCUCAACAGUGGUCGUGGUCACACGUCACCUCCCAGUAGCUAUCUUGAGGACAAGCCGUCAGGUCUUUGCCGAGGCGGGUGGCAUCGUCGCAAAUCUGAUCCGGACUUUCGUGACGGAGUCGCAGCCACGGGUCAUAGGCCAUGACACCGACCUGGUCGCAUUACAAGAGCUCAUCUACCUUAUGCGCACGGAACGCAAAGCCUAUCUGAACAUCUCCUACAUCCUCCCAGCAACCGGCAUGUCGACUGACCAGCACAAUUCUUUCCCGUUCAUGAGGCUUCCCGUCGAGCUGCGCCUAAUGAUCUAUGAGCGGCUGCCACGCCAGAUAAAACACACCGAGAUCUCUAUAGACGGAGCCGUGGCUGUACUGGUCACAAGACAUCUGCCGACCGCCAUACUACGUACGAGCAAGCAGGUCCAUUCAGAAGCACGCACCAUUCUAGAGGAACUAGUCCGACAUUUCAUCGAAGAGUCACCGACCAAGCUCAUCGAGUUGGGCAAAAGCGGGACAAAGAUGAGACAAAGCAAGGUACUCCAGUACUUCAUAUCACAAAUCCCCCGCGAGCGUAUGGCUGUCGAAGAUGAUAAGAAGUACGAUAUCCAAGCUAUUCUCCAGAGACUACCUAAGUCCAGUGGACUCCAACCUAUCGAUCACGGCGCGACACCCAACAUCGCUCGCUUCUUACACCAAGCUGCUAGAGCUAGGUACCGUCCUGAUGACGACCAUUUCUACGACGCUGCCGGCGGACUAUGGAACAACACCGUCGUUACAGUCUUCGCGGCCCGCACUUCUUACAAGAACGAAGAAGAGUUCCAAUGCUUCGCCGAGAUUAACCACAGACACAUUCGACAUAUGUACCAUCAUGGGGAGAUGCCGCACUUUCCGCACGAUAUAUGGAUUCGAGAUGGUGGUAUUAUACAGGUCGAAGGAGAUGCCUCUCUGGAGAGGGCGAUUGACAAGGUUCCGAUGUUAUGUCAGGAUGGCUACGAUGACUGGGGUAAGAGGACCGGGUCUGUGGGGGAUUUGUGGGGGCCGGCUAUGAGGAGAGAGGAUUGGGAUGGGGAGUGGCUUCCUUCGUAG
This is a messenger RNA of Alternaria triticimaculans, 1197 nucleotides long. RefSeq lists its product as uncharacterized. The record is from RefSeq and is a predicted model, not a curated record. Bases 1 to 1197 code for a protein of 398 amino acids. The transcript has 2 exons. NCBI's taxonomy places the organism in Eukaryota, Fungi, Ascomycota, Dothideomycetes, Pleosporales, Pleosporaceae.